Messenger RNA from Populus nigra (black poplar), 684 nucleotides. RefSeq names its product protein LURP-one-related 4-like. The record is from RefSeq and is a predicted model, not a curated record. The transcript has 5 exons. The coding region runs from base 1 to 684 and encodes 227 amino acids. NCBI's taxonomy places the organism in Eukaryota, Viridiplantae, Streptophyta, Magnoliopsida, Malpighiales, Salicaceae.
AUGAGCUCAGCCCCAUUUGAACUUGAGCAGGUGUCAGGAAUGAAUGCUCAGUGGGACCCUUCGGGGUCUGUACCCGCCAAUGAGGUUUUGACACAUGGAAAUCUCGUCUACAUGGCCCAACUCCCCAUGCCCACGACUUCAGACUUCUUACGGGUCAUGCGUGGCUCAAUUUCUGCUAGCAAGGAUCGUGCUGUUAAAGGAGAUAAAGAUGAAGAUGUCUUCGAUUCCGAUGGAGACAUUGUUUAUCGCGUUGACAACUAUGACAAGAAGUGCAGCAACAAGGUCUAUCUCAUGGAUCUUCGAGGCAGAGUUCUUGUUACAAUACGAAGGAAGAGGUUACAUUGUUUUGGAUGUUGGUAUGGUUAUCGAUGGGAUUCUUAUGCCAACAAGGAGAAGCCAUGGUUUCAAGUGAAGAAAUAUUGCAGAUUUAUUUGUAUGGGAAGUUUUGCCUGUCAAGUUACUGUAGGAUUUGAGAAAUAUUGGGUAGAGAAAUUGGCUAGCAAAACAGCAUUUAGAAUCGUAGGCAUUGAUGGAAAUGUUAUUGCAGAGGUGAAGCAAAAACAAUUAUCUUCGGGGAUCACGCUGGGAGAUGAUGUGCUAACUUUGGUUGUGGAGCCUCACGUAGAUCAUUCCCUGAUAAUGGCAAUCGUGACUGUCUACGGAUUGAUCAAACAUAAGCUGUAG